Thecamonas trahens ATCC 50062 is the source of this 9900-nucleotide messenger RNA. RefSeq lists its product as uncharacterized. The record is from RefSeq and is a predicted model, not a curated record. The transcript has 2 exons. Gene Ontology annotation, molecular function: ATP binding; cysteine-type deubiquitinase activity; ATP hydrolysis activity. NCBI's taxonomy places the organism in Eukaryota, Apusomonadida, Apusomonadidae. Bases 1 to 9900 code for a protein of 3299 amino acids. Gene Ontology annotation, biological process: protein deubiquitination.
AUGACGUCGUCACGGACCGGACGUGGGUCCGGGCGUGGGUCCGGGCGGCGGUCCGGCGCUUCCAACGAGUUGUACGGGGCGUCACGGGCACUACAGCGGGCGGUGACUGUCCAGCACCUGCGCGCCGCCAUGGGGCUGGCCGAGUCGUCGUCGAUGCGCCUGCAUCCAUACCUGCUCAAGGCUGCUCUUCCGUCAUGGCUGCAGCAUGCGUGCCUCUCGCGCAACGCGUUGGCGGCCCAUGCUGCGGGCACAUAUCCCCGCGACGCCGCGCGUGCUCUCCUCCGCCUCGCGGCCGACACCCUUGUCGCCGCACUCGGCGCGGGCUUGGAGAUCGGGCCGCUCGCCACCGCCGCCGCCGCCGUUCUCGCUCAUCCGCGAGCUCCAGUCUACGCAUCGGACCCUGAAGGGGGGCCAGACCUGGUCUCGGUCUCUGACUCGGACGAGUCAUCCGACUCGGACUCGCCGCUGCCGCCAUCGUCGGCCACCACAUACUCGGCCCAGUCGGUGGCGCUCGAAUGGCUGACCGGCGACGUCGUCGCUGCCCUUGCAUCCCGCCUCGACUCGGAUGCCGCGUCCGAUGGUGAUGGCGAUGGCGAUGGCGACUCGCAGCCGCUCCCGCCACCGUCGCUGGAGACGCUCGCCGGCGUCGCCCGGCUCCUUGUCCGCACCUACGUCUACGUCGACUCGAACGCAUGGUCGACGGUGUGGACGGGCGGCCUGGCCACGGUAGCGACGGGGCUCAUGACCCAUGUUCUCCGUACCUCAGAUGCUGGCAUUCCAUUCCGGCGCCUCCGGCCGAUCGAGACCAACCUGACUGCUGUGCUCGAGGCCGCACUCGGCACCGAAGGCGCCACUGAGUUCAUGGUCGACGCUGCCCUCAGCACGGCCGUCGACGCCUUUGCGCCGUCAAAUGACUUGCGGGAGCGGCUCUCGGGCCUCACUACCCUCGUCUCGUUUGUCGAGGCGCUCCAGGCCGGCGUCGCACCGGAGCGGGUCUUCACCCCACCUGUUCCGGCGAAGCACCUGCUCGACGUUCUCGAGCGCGGCAAGGUGGUCGAAGGCCUGUUUGGCGUCGGCUUUCACUCGCGACUCAUCGCGCCAGGCUUUGCACUCUUCCGCUUCCUCGCAGAAGUUGGCAAGCUCGAACCGGCCCAUCUCUCGUCGCUCUGGGCUGCCGUCACCGGCAAGCACGAGUCGGUCCGGUCUACUCUGUUUGACGGUUUGCUCUCCCUUGUCCCAUGCCUCUCGCGCGCAGAAGUCGACGUCCUCUACCCGCUCAUUGUGGCGACACCACCGGGCGAGCUCGACGCGCUGGCCAUCGAGUUUGUGGCCCAGUUCGCUGCGCUUGUCGCCGCAGGCCUUGCCGCCCGCGCCGAAGCCUCGCUCGCUUACGGCCUUGACUACCUCUGGUCGCUCAUCAUCGAGCCGGGAAGUGUCUCAGCGGCACUGGUGGCGGUUGCCUCGGACGCCUUUGUCGGCCUUCUCUCGCAGCGGGUCUUUCUCGCCCGGCGGAAGCAGUACCUUGAGGCCGCCAUCGGCAACGUCACGGCAGGCCGGUCUGUUCCGGCCUCGCUUCGGUUCUUUGUCUCGCUCCUCAAGACCUUUCCGGCCUCGGGCUCUCGAUUCACCACCUCGGCCUCGUCGCUCAUCAAGACACUCAACGACUCGCAUGACCUCCUGGGCACGCUCCUGGACAACGCCGUCACAUUUGCUACCAUGCCGGGAGCCGAGCUCCCGCCGCCGUUCUCGCGGGCUGAGCACGUGGCGGCACGCCUCGACGCGCUGUACUUUAUCCUGCUCUCGUCGUCGCUCACCAUGACCAAAGCUCACGUCGAUGCCUUCUGGCGCGCGUUUGUCACGGGCGCCACCUGCCAGGCCGAGCGCGCCGCCACCCUCGAGUGGUUGCAUCGGACACGCGUUGGUCGAUGCGACUCGGACUCGAGCUUUGUGGCGUUUGACGAGAAAGUUUCUCGCUACGUUUUCCAGUCCAAGAUGCUCGACACCAUGGACGUGGCAUGGCUUAACCCACCGGGUUACGCGCUCUUCCAGCGCUACUUUGUCUCGGUCAACACCGCCAACUCGUCGAUCGAGCUCGUCGAUGACGGCACCGGCUCGGUUCCUUACCGCCUCAAGAAACCCAAGAAAGCGGUCGGCCUCCCGUACCUGUGGGACAUUAUCUUACUCAACCAAGACGACGAGGUGUGGAGCCUUGCGCUCGAUUGCCUGGCUUCGCUCUACCACAACAUCCCGAGCCGCAAGCGCAAGCUGCGCGCCUCCUUUUAUGGCCUCGCCAUCCAGCAUCUUGGUAAUGCUCCGAACGAGGGCGUCAUCUGUCGGGUACUCGCUAUCCUUAUAGCGCUGGCCAAACCCGAGUCGUCGUCGACGACGUCGGUCGGCGGCGCCAACGCUUCGCCGGCGCCACUCCGCCCACCGCUUGCACUCCACAUUGUAGCUCCGGCACAUGAUCCGCCGGCCCGGUUCAGAAUCCGCGCUCGUGGCAGCCUCCGUCUCGGUGGCCUCCGCACCGCCAUCGCGCGCCGGCUCAACCUUCCGUCGUGGUCGCACUCGCUGCUCAAGCUCGUCUCGGGCGGCCGCGAGCUUGCACCGGCUGACGAUCAAGCCUUUCUUGCCGAGCUCGAUCUCGAACCGGCAGCGGUGGUGUACGCGUUGGAUCCACCGCCCAAGACGUUGCGUGCCGGCCCUGAGGCGCUCGCGUCCGCCGCCUCGCCGCGGUCGUCGCGCGAUGCUCCGCAUGGUGUGGUGCUCUCGCCGCUCGAAGUGCCGCCGCCAAAUAGCAGCGGCGGCGGAGGUCUCCGCCGCUCGCUCUCCAACUCGUCGUCGCUCUCAGAGUACUUUUUGGGCUCGGACCCAGAGGCGUCACCGUCAAUCUCAUCCGGCCUCUCUACGCCCGAACCUAUGUUUCAUGCGCUAGCGGCUCAUGGCGGCCAUGUCCUGACAUCGCCAGAGAACUUUGCCGUCUUUGCCUCGCUCCUCUCUCACUCGGAGCCGGUGGCCAAGCUCACGCUCGAGCUCCUCUCGCUUGUUCCGACCAACGCCACCAAGUUUGCUGCGUAUGAGGCGAUUAUGCGCGACUCGAACGGAGCCGUCUUAGAGUGGGCGGCAGAUCCAGACGAUCGGCUCGAGUUUACGCCAGCCCAGCGCGCGAGCCUCAGCCUGCCGACCUCGCACUGGGCUGAGCUCUUCCCCUCGGACGCCCCAUGGGUCCUUCUCUACUCGCUCCGGCUAGUGUGCUCCAUUCUCGACUCGGACGACGAGCCUGCGCGCGCGCUUGCAUGGUCGCGUGCCUUUGUGGUUCGCGGCGGGGUCUCAUGGCUGGUCAACAUCCUCGUCUCUGUUCUUCUCACGCCCGAGGCACAGCACUCGGCCGAGUGGAGGAGCCCGACCUCGCACAUUCUCCGGGUCCUCACGACUCUUGGCAUCGAGCUCCACGAUGUGUCGGCACACUCGCUCCGGCGGUCGCUGGCUGCUGUCAUCCCGACAGCGACUCUACCAGCCUCUGUGGAGGCAGGCACCAUGCUUGCCCAGCAGACUGUGGCCGACGGCGAGCUCCCGGUCCUCCGGCCCUCACUCCUUGCUUUUGCCGACAUCGACGGCGCAUCGCUCGUCUCGGUCUUGCUGGACAUUGUGCGGACCGAGGCGGGCGGAUCGAGCGAGCACUCUGCCGACGCUGUCCGCGUUGCCGACACCAUGUCGCUCCUGCUGGGCCUUGCCCUCGCCGAUCCCGGCCUUGCUGCUGCCUGGUUGGAGACGCCUGACCUCGGCGGGUGGCUGGAGGCGGCGGUGGUGCGAGCCGAGGCUCCAUCAAUUCGCGCUAUUGUUGCGCAUCGUGUUCACCAGCUGGCAGCGUGGAACGGUGGCGGAUUUGAUCGCGGAUGCGACGCGGCCUCCCCGCAGCAGCUCUUCCUCAACCUGGUUGUCGACAUGCUGCCUGCUGUGGCCGAGGCGCCGGCCAUGGCCGCGCAGUACUUUGUCCUCUUCCGCAACCUCAUUGAUGAUGCUGGCCACACAUCCGGUACCAGCCUUGCCGAUCUUAUCGACGUCGCCGACGUGGUUGAGCAGCUGCUCUCAUUUAUUGGGCCAGAACGGUCGGACGCGGCUCCCGCGUGCGAGGCCGUGGCGGUCGGAGUCUUUUCGGCUCUUGCUGCGCUCAUGCGCUCUCUGCCCGAGGUCAAGGCCGUUGACGGCCCACGAGUGCUGGAGCUUGUCAUGGGCCACUGCUUGUUUGGCGUAGAGGGCGAGCUGCCGCAUUGCAAAACGGCCGAAGCACGACGAGCCGGCUUUGCGCUGGUCAUCGAGCUCGCGCGCGGUUGCUCGACCAACCUCGGUAUGUUGCUGCGGACGGUACAGCAGUGCGUGUCUGCGGCGUCGGCGCUGGCUGCCUCGUCGUGGGCGUUUGAGCCUCGCAAGCUCGCCCGCGACGGGUGUGGCUACGUCGGUCUGAUCAAUCUCGGGGCAACGUGCUACAUGAACGCGACGCUGCAGCAGCUGUUCUGCCUCCAGCCGCUCCGCGACGGCCUGCUCUCUGCAGUCUCGACACUCCCGCACAAGGCCGCGACGGCGCUUCCAGUCUCGCCGCUGGUUUCGCCAUUGAUUGUCGAGCCGUCGCCGGCACCGCCGCAACCGGGGCAGCUCCUGUUUCGACUGCAGCACACGUUUGCGGCGCUCGCGCUCUCGCAGUACAAGUACUGGGAUACGAGUGCGCUGAUGGCGGUUAUGCCCGGGCUCGGUGGCGAGCCGCUCGACGUUGCCGUCCAGCAGGAUGCCAACGAGUUUCUCAACGUGCUCUUUGACUCGCUUGAGACUGCGCUCAAGGGCACCCCUCAGGCUGCGCUUGUCUCAUCGCUCUUUGCAGGUCGGCUCACGAACCAAAUCCUCUCGCAGGGCUGCGAACACACGUCGGAGCGCGACGAGCCGUUUUACACGCUCUCGUUGGAAAUCAAGAACAAGGCGAACCUUGCCGAGUCCCUCGAACUGUUUGUGCAGGGCGAGAUGCUCGACGGCGCCAACCAGUACAAGUGCUCCGCAUGCGACGCCCACGUCGACGCCAUCAAGCGACUGGUUAUUGCCGACCUGCCGCCGGUCCUUGUUCUCCACCUCAAGCGGUUUGACUUUGAUUUGAUGACGCUGACAAGGACUAAGAUCAACUCGCGGCUGGCGUACCCCCAUGAGCUGGACAUGGCGCCUUACAUGAUCGAAGAUCCUGAGCGCGAGCCGGGCGCUACUCAGUACCAGCUCCGUGGCGUGCUUGUGCAUCUCGGCUCGGCCGACUCGGGCCACUACUACUCGUUCAUCCGCACCGGAUCGGCCGAGUGGUUCGAAUUCAACGACACGCUUGUCGAGCCGUUUGACGCCCGUGAUUUGCCCGACGCCACCUUUGGCGGAGAACGGGUGCGGCCGGACGGCAAUCGGAUGCCGGCGACAUAUUCAGCGUACAUGCUUUUCUACGAGCGGGUUGGAUGGGUGCCUCCAGCAGUGGCAUCGCCGACGCCGGCGCGGCCGCGGGUGGCCAGCGCCGUUGCCGCCGCCGCCGCCGCCGCCGCCGGUGGUGUCAUCGCACCCCCGUCUCCACUCGGUGUCCCCGCGCUCGGCUUUCCGUCGUACUCGGAUGACGACGACGGUGAGAUAGAGGGCGAAGCUUACGACAGCAGCGACAGCGACGAUGGCGGUAGUGGUAGCGACAGCAGCGAAAGCUGCGCCAACGACGGCCCGGCGCCGGCUAGGUCGCAGAGCUCGUUUAGCUUUGACAGCUCGUCGGACGGUCCGGUGGGAAGCGAGCUCCCGCCGCGGGCUGUGCGCGAAGGCACUGCGGCGCCCGCGAACAUGCUUGAAGUGUUUGGGCAGGAGAUGGGCGCGGCGAACGCGGAGCUUGUUCGAGUCCAGUCUGUCUUUAACCGUGAGUUCUACGGCUUCAUGUGGGACAUGCUGCACCUCGAUGAGGUGGCCGGGACCAGCGCCGGUGGGACGACAAUUGAGCUCGAUUCACUGCGGCUCCCAGCGGGAGUGCUGCUGGGAACUGAGUUUGUGUUGUUUGUUCUUGCGCACGACGCGAGCAAGCCGCUGCUCAAUGAGUGGGUGGAGCACUUGCGACGGGCGUACUCGGGUAACCAGCACGCGCUGUUGUGGUGGCUCCGGCUCCUCGCGCAGCCACAUUCGAACCUUCUCGAGUCGCUAUUCUUGCGAUGUCCUGUCGACGGGGUGCGGCGAUUGGUGGUGGACCUGACGCGCGCGGCAGUGUCUACGGUCGCCGAUGGCGAGGACGCGGUUGGCGCUAGCGUGGGUGCGGACACCGAGUCCGGGGUGGUCGCCCGUGGGCGCGAGUGGGUGUCGACGGUGCUUGAGAAGCUGAUGCUGCUGCUGGACUCUGCGCUUACGCUCGCAGCACGUGAGAAGAGCUCAUUGGGCGCCGAAGACGCGCUGCUGCUGCUGCGAAACAUGCUCAGUGGGCACGACGCGCGCGAGCUUGCGCUCGGGCGGGGACUGGUCUCUGCGCUGGUGGCCAAGGUGCGUGGUCGAGCAUGGACGAGGCUUCGGCGGUCGGCCGCGGCGUACGCAGCCAUUCCGUACUCUGCGGGUGACUCGAGCCGGCGCAAGCGAGGCGAAGCGCUGGUGCGCAACGCGCUGCUGUGGAUGCUCUCGGAGCUGGUGCGGACGAUGUCGACCGGCGCGCCCGACAACCUCGGGCCGUCGCCAACCCAAAUGGCUGGUCCGCUGGUGGUUGUCGCCGAAGCCGAGCUGGCAGCAGUCUCCACCACAUCGACCUUGGAGGAGCUGGUCAAGGUGAUGGAGACCCGCGAGUCUCGCGAGUGUCCGGUCGCUGCCCUCCUUCUUCAUCUCGCCUGGGGCCACCGCGGCAUGACCAAGCGCCAGGUUAAGGCUGUCCGCAACGUACUCACCUACACCGUCGACGCCGGGCUCCGCUAUCUUGAGCAACUCCUCACUCUCGACGACGGAUAUGCCGACUGGCGGCGCGCACACAUCUGCAACGAGGAAUACGAGGCCAUGCAGGCCAUUGCCAAGGAACGUAACCCCAUGGCUCAUGCGGCUCGUUCUGCACACUCGGGCGGCGCGACAGGAGGCUUCCUUGCUGGGCUCAGGGCUCGCAUGGAGGCAGCAGAAGCCAGCGGAGGCGGCCCGGUGCCCGAGGAUGAGGACGGCGGCGAGCUGUCGCAGCAAGAGCCAGCCUCGUUUGCGCUGCACUUUGAGGCGUCGAUGGAGGCGGCACAGGCGCGCGAGAUGUCGCAGGCUCUUGCCGACGACUUGGCUGGCGUGUCGGUCUCGGAUGAUGAUGACGAGUUUGACGAGGCCAUGGCGGCGUACGAGGCCUCGCUGAUGGAGGCCGAGCCGGUGGCCACCCGCCCGUCGUUUUCCCGUCAGCCGAGCCUCAGGCCGGCGCCUAUUGUGCUCCCCUAUGCCAUUGAGAAGCCCGGUGGGUAUGGCACAGAAACUCUGGAGAUCACGGUGCCUGGCACGCUUGAGCAGUUGUACGUGGUCGGCAGCGGUUGCACGCUCGAUGGGAGCAGCGGCGGUAAGAGCGCGGCAAAGCUCUCGGCGGUGCAGGAGGCGCGGGCGAUGGCGCCGUCGGGCUCGCUGCUUGACGCGCCGAUCUCGGAGCUGAAGCUCAACUUGGAGAGCCGGGCCGCGGCACGGCUGGCAGCCGAGCUGGAGGAGCUCGAGGCCGAGGCGCAGGCACUGCGGGAAGGGCGACGCGGCCGGCCGGCAGCGAGGUGGAAGAAAGGCCGUGGCGCGGCGCCGGAGAGCGCGCUUUGGGUUGAUCACUACGCGCCGACCAAGUUUCGCGACUUGCUCUCGGACGACCGCAUCAACCGACGAGUCCUUCACUGGAUCAAGGAGUGGGACCCGCUGGUCUUCAAGCGGCAUGCUCCCAAGGCGCCGACGUUCAACGACUGGGGCCGCAAGCUCGACAAGGGCAAGGCUGCUGGCUUUAAGGCGUUUUCGGAUCGCAGCAAGUCUGAGGGCCGCGGCGGGAGUAAGGAGCGUGGCAGCGGCAGCGGCGGCGGGUCGGAGCCACCCGGCCGCGGCGAGACGCUGCUUGCGACGCGGCCGUACCACAAGGUGCUGCUACUUGCGGGACCGCCGGGUCUGGGCAAGACGUCAAUGGCGCACGUGCUUGCCAAGAUGGCCGGCUACAAUGUGGUGGAGAUCAACGCGUCGGACGACCGGACGGCCGCAGCGCUCAAGCUCCGGAUUUACAACGCAAUGGAGAUGCAGUCGAUGUUUGGCCCGGCCAAGCCGAACCUGAUUGUGGUCGACGAGAUCGACGGUUCGAUGGCCGGUGAGGCCGGGGCCAUCGGCGCGCUGGUUGACAUUGCAACGUCUAGCAAGCGGCCGCAGACCCGGCCGAUCAUCGCGAUUUGCAACAACCAGUAUGUGCCGGCGAUGUACCCUUUGCGCAAGAUUGCGCAGACGUUCACCUUCCGCAAGCCGCCCAAGGCCAAGCUGACUCGGCGGCUGGGCGAGAUCUGUGAGGCCGAGGGCCUGGUGGCCGACGCGCCGACGCUGACGCUGCUGGUCAACGCAACCGAGGCGGACAUUCGGGCGUGCGUCAACGCGCUACAGUUUGUGGCGACAAACACGCAGCUGGUGACGCCUGGUGCACUCGAGGAGGCUCUUGCAGGCACCAAGGACAUCGACCGGUCGCUCUUUGACGUGUGGACCGCCCUUUUUACUCUUCCUACCAAGAAGACCGAGAUCGCGGCGCUGCUGGCCAAGCGGCUCAACCGCGAUGCCGACGCGAUGGUCACUUCGAGGCGUGUGCUGGAUCCGGGGAUGGCGGCGGCAGCGGCACUUCGCGACGCGUCGAGUAAGUCGCGGGUGGGCAAAGUGGUGGCGCUGGUGAAUUCUGUCAGCGGCGAGAUGGGCAAGCUCAUCGACGGGCUCCACGAGAACUUUCUGGACGUGCCGUUCAACGACCCCAACCUCGACAAGACGCUCGCGGUGCUCAACCGGUUUGGCGCUUACGACCAGCUGAUGGCGCGCGCGAUGACCAACGCCUCGUUUGCGCUUGUCCGCUACGUGCCGUACGUGCCUGCCUACGUGCACAUGGUGUGCGCCGCCGGUACGGCGCCGCAUCUGACGUUUCCCUAUAUGGCGCGGACGGCGGCGCGGGUCUCGCGUGAGGUCGCGGCCUCGCUCGACACCAUGUACCGCGGCCUCUCGCCGGCGCUCAUGCCGUACUACCCGCCGCAUGUUCUCAUGCAGGACGUGCUCUCAGCCCUGCUGGACAUCCUCGCGCCGCGGAUCCGGCCGGCGGGCACGCUCUCGUCCAUGGCCUCGGGCGACCGGGCCCUGCUCGACAAGGUGGCCGCCGCCUGUCUGAACUACGGGCUCAAGCUCGAGCAUGUCGAGCGGGCGUCGGGCAAGGAAUACUACAACUUUGUGCCGCCAAUCCACACCAUGGCGGCCUUUACCUUUGCAAACUACUUUGCCAACCACCGCCCGCUGCUCUUUGGCGUCCAGGCGCUGCUUGUCGAGGCUAUCGCUGAAGUGGCGUCGGCGCGCAAGGCGGCAGCGCAGCGUGCGGCAGCGCCGUUCCUAGCCUCGCAGUCGUCGUCGCAGGCGCUGGGAACACCGGCCAAGUCGGGAGUGGCGGACGUGGCAGGAAUGGACGUGGCAGUGCCGACGCCGUCGCCGAUCCGGCGCACGGUCGCCCGCGACUUUUUCGGCCGCGAGCUGCCGUCGUCACCAAUCACACCGCUCGGCGGCGAGCCGGGUGACUCGGCUUCGGGCUCGGGCACCAAGCGGUCGCGGACCGGCAAGCCCAAGCGCAAACCGACGUCUGCCAUGUUCUACCGGUUCCAGGAAGGCACGACCAACGCGGUCCGGCGGACGUUCACCAUCAGCGAGCUGCUGACACACUAA